UGCAUACAUAGACGAACGCCUUCAACAUGAAGUUCCUCGUCACAGCACUGGCCGUGUUCGCCGCCACAGCCACCGCAGAAACCAGCAAAGACAAGAUCGAGGCGUCUGUUUUCCAGGAUUGCAUCGACCAUCUAGCGACAGACCUCAACGCCGGCAUGAACGGAAACCUCACCGUUUGCUACCUGCUGGACUGCUCGAACGAUAUGGCCACGGAUAAAGGCUACGGAGAUGCAUUCACGGACAUGUUCAAGAUUCUAGACCCUAUCUGUGAUUUCGACAAGCUGCACUAAGGUGUUGUGGGAUCCUCUUUGGAUGGCACUUGACUUGGACGCGGGUUAGGCGUUGACGAC
Aspergillus ochraceoroseus IBT 24754 is the source of this 350-nucleotide messenger RNA. RefSeq lists its product as uncharacterized. NCBI's taxonomy places the organism in Eukaryota, Fungi, Ascomycota, Eurotiomycetes, Eurotiales, Aspergillaceae. The transcript is spliced from 2 exons. The record is from RefSeq and is a predicted model, not a curated record. The coding region runs from base 27 to 290 and encodes 87 amino acids.